Messenger RNA from Cylicocyclus nassatus, 1611 nucleotides. NCBI's taxonomy places the organism in Eukaryota, Metazoa, Nematoda, Chromadorea, Rhabditida, Strongylidae. The record is from the annotation of a GenBank genome assembly.
GCGGCGUGGACGCACAUCUGCAACGACGUCCGUCGCCGCUCUGCUUGACGUCGUCGUUCAGCUGGAGUUCAUCUACGAUGACGAUGCUGCCAAAACGGCCAUUAGUUGCACUUCUCCUAUGCAGCUGUUUAGCCUCAGCUACCAAAGUCGACGACAGUGUUCAUUAUAUGAUCACUUUCGAGCGAGCUGACAACUUGGAAGGAAGCCAACUGCUGGAGGACAACGAAAAGGCGCUCAAAGACGAGAAUCAUAUGCGAAUAUCCACGCAGAACAAUGAAAACUACAUCUGCAAGAUCCCUGAAGCUCAGUCUGAAAAGUAUGAAGAAGCGGCCAACUACAGGGGCCCAACUCCAGCUGAACUACUAGCUCCUGUCUAUAAGGAGAAGGUUUGCUCAUACAGAGUGGAGCCAUACUGGUCCUAUGAGCUUUGCCAUGGCCGAUACAUCGUGCAGUAUCAUGAGGAAAAAGACGUCAGAGGCGUUGGACGGACUGCAGAGUAUUAUCUUGGGAAUCUUCAUGUAGAUUAUACCACUAUGGCAGCGACCAUAGAUUACAAUAACCCGCCCAAAAGGGUUAUUGAUGGCGAAGAAUUUGCUUAUUACCCUGUUUUUUAUACUCAAGGAACCACUUGCGAUAUCACUGGUAAACCGAGAACCACUACUGUUAUGUAUAUAUGUGUUGAGAAUGCCCGCAAUCAAAUCCACUCACUCAGUGAAGUUUCAUCUUGCAACUACGAAGUUGUAGUAUUAUCAAGCAGACUUUGCACCCAUCCGGCCUACCGACCGAAGUCUCAGCAUAGUCAUGAGAUUGUUUGCUAUAAUAUAGACAAUAAUGAAAACUCAAAGCCCAUGUCUUUGCUUCAAAUGGAAAAUUACCGGAGAGAAGCCUACAAAAAGGACUACUCUGUGAGCGACCAACAACAACAAGUAACGCAUGAAGAGGAUUAUGACGAAGAGGAGAAAGAAGAACCGGAAGUAGAAGAUCCCGCGAAAGAGAAGACGCUAAGGUUGGCUGGCAGGAAAAGGUAUGAGGGCGUGGAUUCACUAGCUAACAAUCGAUUGAUAGUUGAAGAUACGGUAAAUCGGAUACUUUCUGGCAGAGAAUGUAUCUAUGGCGGGGAGGGAUGGUGGAAGUACGAGUUUUGUUAUGGCAAAAGCGUACUACAAUACCACAUAUCACAGAAUGGGCAAAGAACAGAAAUAAUGCUAGGCGUUUUUGAUGAAAAAAUUCAUAAAGCGUGGGUCGAUGAGGAUCAUAAACAUCGAUCACCUCGAAAGUACAAUGGGCAAAUAACACAGGUUUCUCAUAUCUACGUUAAAGGAGAUAUAUGUCAUGAAAUUCAAGCUCACAGAAGUGUAGAAGUUCGACUUCGAUGCAAAACUGCCGAGGGCAGUCCGUUGGCAAUAUCUCUUUCAUUGUCGGAACCGAGACUAUGUCAAUAUAUCCUCACACUUGAGAGUGAAAGAUUUUGUGAACCAUUACAAUAUGUAGACGAAUACGGUCUCAUUGCUUUGGAACCGGAAGAAGAUGCAGCAACACGACAAGGACCAGGACCUCAAUAACAGUACUCAUAACCAAAUUUUAAUAUUUUAUUUGUUGCCAGUCAAAACG